Messenger RNA from Truncatella angustata, 2250 nucleotides. Its product is annotated as thiamine diphosphate-binding protein. Bases 399 to 2147 code for a protein of 582 amino acids. Gene Ontology annotation, molecular function: magnesium ion binding; thiamine pyrophosphate binding; carboxy-lyase activity. The record is from RefSeq and is a predicted model, not a curated record. The transcript is spliced from 3 exons. NCBI's taxonomy places the organism in Eukaryota, Fungi, Ascomycota, Sordariomycetes, Amphisphaeriales, Sporocadaceae.
CAUGCAACCAAGAACUCUGACAAGCAAAUCGGCCCGCACGCUACAUUAUACCACCAUAAAUGGGUCUCGGCUGUAAACAUGGCUCCAUUGGAUGCCGUUAUCUAAAGUCAAUGUGGAUAGCUCCCUGCAGCUACGAGGUUCCUAGCUCACCAUUGCAUCACCACAUGUAUGUGGCCGGAUCCGACUCCUUCCUUAAGCUUUGAAGCUGAGUAACAUUCAACCUGGUUCGAGAAGCUUGAAGAGAGGCAUUCAAAUACAUCCAUAUCCUGCUUCGUUUUCCAGUUUAGUAGCAUGCAGCAAAGAAUCACAUAAUAACCUACAACUUCUAUCAUCUUCAACAUUGACUGUCCAAGUUCAAACUUACUUAUCCGACGACAUAAUCGUUAUUCCUCAUCAACAUGGGCGAAAAGUCUUUAGAUAUUCGCACGAACAGCCUUACGAAGCCCGUCGACGUGGCUGAGUAUCUCUUUGCCCGCCUGCAUCAGAUUGGUGUGCGUUCAGUCCACGGUCUACCUGGCGACUACAACUUGGUCGCUUUGGAUUACUUGCCCAGCGCUGGUCUGAAAUGGGUCGGCAGUGUAAAUGAGCUCAACGCCUCAUACGCAGCAGAUGGCUAUGCCCGCAUCAAGGGCAUCUCAGCCCUGAUCACCACCUUCGGAGUUGGUGAACUCUCAGCACUCAAUGGUAUUGCCGGCGCCUACAGUGAAAUGGUGCCCAUCGUGCACAUUGUAGGCUGCCCCAGCACUGUCUCACAGCGUAACGGCAUGCUUCUGCAUCAUACGCUCGGCAAUGGAGAUUUCAGUGUGUUCUCGGAGAUGUCGAAGUCCGUGUCAGUCGAAAUAGCCAAACUCAACAACCCUGCAGAGAUCGCCGCGCAGAUUGACCAUGCACUCCGCGAAUGUUACCUCAAGUCCCGCCCCGUAUACAUCAUGUGGCCUACGGACAUGGUGACUAUUAAGGUAGAGGGCGCACGGCUGGACACACCAAUCGAUCUGGAGGAAGCCAAGAACGAGGUAGAGCGCGAGGAUUACGUGGUGGACGUUAUCCUGAAGUACCUACACCAGGCCAAGAACCCAGUGCUUCUGGUCGAUGCGUGCGCUAUCCGCCACCGCGUCCUCAACGAGGUACACGCCCUGAUCGAGAAGACACAGAUUCCUGUCUUCGUUACACCCAUGGGCAAGGGCGCCAUCAACGAGACACAUGAGGCAUUCGGUGGUGUUUAUGCAGGCACUGCGUCGCAUCCGUUUGUGAAGGAGGCAGUCGAGAGCUCCGAUCUUGUUCUUACUGUGGGCGCGUUGAAGAGUGAUUUCAACACCGCCGGCUUCAGUUACCGCCUUAGUCAGCUCAACACAGUGGAUUUCCACAGCACAUACUGCUCUGUUAGAUACAGCGAGUAUCCCGGUGUCAAAAUGCGCGGUGUUCUCAGGAAGGUCGCCGAGAGAGUCGAUCUCAGCCAGUUGACGGUGCAGAAGGCUCCUAAGCCCCCCGUGACGGUCGCAAAGGCAGUAGGGGACAAUGGACCUAUUCUGCAGGAGUGGAUUUGGCCCCGCAUUUCAGGCUUCCUCAGAGAUGACGAUAUCGUGGUUACUGAGACUGGCACUGCCAACUUCGGUAUCUGGGAUACGAAGUUCCCCAAGGGAGUCACAGGACUGAACCAGACCCUGUGGGGAUCCAUUGGUUGGGCCGUCGGUGCUUGGCAAGGUGCCGCACUAGGUGCGAAGGAUGCUGGACAGAACAGAAGGACGAUUCUGUUCGAGGGUGACGGCAGUUUCCAACUUACGGCCCAGGAGUUGAGCACAGUGAUCCGACACCAACUGGACGCGAUCAUCUUCGUCAUCUGCAACGACGGCUAUACCAUCGAGCGUUUCAUCCAUGGUAUGGAGGCAGAGUACAACGAUAUUGUGCAAUGGGACUACAAGCAGCUUGUCACCGUUUUCAGCGGCGGCGCUGAGCAGGAGAAGAAGAGCGGUGCGAAGAAAUAUGUGGUCAAGACCAAGGAUGAUGUUGAGAAGCUAUUUGCGGAUCAAGACUUCAAUGAACGCAAGGGGCUUCGGUUCGUCGAGCUAUAUAUGCCCAAGGAUGAUGCACCGCGGAGCUUGAAGACAACGGCAGAGGCUAGUGCAAGGAACAACGCCAAGACUGAGUAAAGUGGAAAAUAAAAUGAGGGUAUAGAAGGUUUGAUAAUCCAAUAGAUAAAUUAGAGUUCAACUUUGUGGAAAAUAGAUAAUGGAAUACAUGUUCCCGAUCAAA